This is a messenger RNA of Galleria mellonella (greater wax moth), 693 nucleotides long. RefSeq lists its product as uncharacterized. The record is from RefSeq and is a predicted model, not a curated record. The coding region runs from base 97 to 693 and encodes 198 amino acids. Lineage: Eukaryota; Metazoa; Arthropoda; Insecta; Lepidoptera; Pyralidae. The transcript has 2 exons.
UACAAAGUCUACCUCUGGUAAAGUGCAACAAUGUUAGCUGAAUAAACUAUUAUUGUUAUUAUUAUUAUAAAUAAUACUUAAUCAAAUUUAAUUAAAAUGGAUAAUUAUUUUUAUCUUUUAUAUAUUUUAAUUAAUAUGAAUUUAUCUAUAAAGAUAGUUCCGAUAAGUAUAUUAUUUAUAAAAAAAAAGAAAACAAAUUCUAUUCACAAACUUGUCAACAUCGAAAUGAGACUGUUGAUCUUUGCAGUAGGUGUGGUGUGCUCGGCGCUGGCUGAGGAGCAGAUAGCUCUGAACUACCACGAGGACUACGGCAUCCCUCUAGCGACAAGCAUCAAGCGGGCAGAGGAGGCUGGCGACUUCGACGGAGCCAGGGUUGUGGGGGGGUGGCGGGCUGGACUCGGGGACCAUCCCCAUUUGGGCGGUGUGCUCGUCAAUCUGUAUGGUGGGGCAGUCUCAGUAUGUGCCUGCUCUUUAACCAACACGAGUAAUACCUUCGCCCACUGCUGGUGGGACGGCUACAACCGGCCAUCGACUUCACUCCCUGCUUACGGCUCCCGCUGUUCUCCGGCGGCAUGCGUGAACACGUCCGCCGUCGACGUUCACGCCGCAUACAACUCCAAUAACUUGAACAAUGAUAUCGCCGUCGUCAUCUUACCGUGGGUGAAUUAUACUGUCUUCGUGUCAGAAUUAUGA